AUGCCCUUCCUCGCCGAACGUACGUUUCCAAUUCCCAACAAAGAUAUUCUUUCUUGGAUCUUCGACGAGCAAAAAUUCGACGUGGACAAGCCGAUAUAUGUCGAUGCGGCGAAUCCGUCCCGGUCCAUCUCGUCAAGACAAGCUCGAAAACUCAUCAGACAGCUCAUCGCCGGCUUCAGGGCCAAUGGCGCAAAACCAGGCGAUUGCAUCUGUAUUCAUUCAUUCAAUGAUAUCUACUAUCCCAUUCUUUUUUUGGCCAUCGUCGGGGCAGGGUGUGUAUUCGCCGGAACCAACCCUUCUUACACGCAGUAUGAGCUAGAUCACCACUUCAAGACGGCAUGUGUGGGGUUUGUGAUAACCGAGCCGGAAAUGAUCAGCACUGUUUCGGCUGGGGCAAAGGCGACUGGUAUCCCAAAGAGCAAUAUCUGGAGCUUUAACACUACUCCAAAUCAGGCCCCUCUUCCAGGGUUCAAGUCGUGGACGACGCUCCUGGAGUACGGAGAGGAAGACUGGGUCCGUUUCGACGACGAGAAAACCUCCAGAGCCACCACAGCUGCGAGACUCUUCAGCAGUGGCACAACUGGGCUGCCGAAGGCGGCAGCGCUGUCGCACUACAACUUUGUCGCACAACAUACUCUGGCACAUGAAGUGGAGCCAGCGCCGUACAAGAUUAUUCGCAUCUGCUACCUGCCCAUGUUCCACGCAGCCAUGGUUCCACUCACGCAUGUCUCACCACUGCACGCCGAGUAUGUCACGUAUGUCAUGAGGCGAUUUGAUCUAGUCCCAUUACUUGACAACAUUGACAGGUACAAGAUCACGGAGCUGCUCUUUGUACCUGCCAUCGUUCUGGCUGUGAUCAAAUAUCCAGGCGUCGGGAAGUACUCAUUCAAAAGCCUCGAAUCUGUAGCCUCUGGUGCAGCUCCUCUUUCCAAGGAGCACCAGUUGGACCUGCAGGCUAUCGUCGGCCCACAGAUUGGUGUAACUCAAGGUUGGGGCAUGACCGAGACGUGUUGCAUUGCCUCAAGGUUCCUCCCCUCAGAACGGGAUGAGACUGGUAGCAUUGGACGCAUGCUACCCAACCUGGACGUCAAACUCAUCGACGAUGAAGACAAAGACAUCACCGCGUACGACACAACCGGAGAGCUCUGCAUCCGAGGACCAACAAUUAUAACCGACUACUUCAACAACCCCGAAGCGACCGCAACAUCCUUCACUCCGGACGGAUACUUCAAAACUGGAGACGUGAUGUACUGCACAUCCGACACCAAAAAGUGGUACAUCAUCGACCGCCGAAAAGAGCUGAUCAAAGUCCGCGGCUUCCAAGUCGCCCCAGGAGAACUCGAAGGAGUCCUCCUCUUACAUCCGCAGAUUCUGGAAGCCGCGGUGAUUGGCAUCCGCAACGCAGGCGACUCGGAUAAUCUCGAGCACCCGAGGGCAUAUGUGGUGCGGCGCCCUGGGCCAGAAGGUGAGGCUCUUGACGAGGCCACGAUCAAGGCAUUCUGCAGCGCGAGGUUGGCGAAGUUCAAGGAGCUCACGGGUGGUGUGAGAUUCCUCGAUGUCAUGCCGAGGAAUGCCACCGGGAAGCUACUCAAGCGUGUCUUGAGGGAAUUGGCGAAGGAGGAGGAUCGUGGGAAGGCCGCGAGGAUCUAG
Messenger RNA from Exophiala aquamarina CBS 119918, 1650 nucleotides. RefSeq lists its product as uncharacterized. The transcript is spliced from 5 exons. Gene Ontology annotation, biological process: secondary metabolic process. The coding region runs from base 1 to 1650 and encodes 549 amino acids. The record is from RefSeq and is a predicted model, not a curated record. NCBI's taxonomy places the organism in Eukaryota, Fungi, Ascomycota, Eurotiomycetes, Chaetothyriales, Herpotrichiellaceae. Gene Ontology annotation, molecular function: CoA-ligase activity.